This is a messenger RNA of Lepus europaeus (European hare), 432 nucleotides long. RefSeq names its product lymphocyte antigen 6 family member G6D (gene LY6G6D). The transcript is spliced from 3 exons. The record is from RefSeq and is a predicted model, not a curated record. Gene Ontology annotation, biological process: acetylcholine receptor signaling pathway. Bases 1 to 432 code for a protein of 143 amino acids. NCBI's taxonomy places the organism in Eukaryota, Metazoa, Chordata, Mammalia, Lagomorpha, Leporidae. Gene Ontology annotation, molecular function: acetylcholine receptor inhibitor activity. Gene Ontology annotation, cellular component: external side of plasma membrane.
AUGAACCCCCAGUUGCUGUGGAUCCUGCUUGGCACCCUGCUGGGGGCAGCGUUGGGAAACCGCAUGCGAUGCUACCACUGCAGCGGCAGCGGCCCCAGCAGCUCCUGCAAAGAGACCGUGACAGUCACCUGUGACGAGGGCGAACGCUGUGGCUUCCUGGACCGCAAACCCCAACCAGGCCUGGGACAAGUCAAGAUAUCUGGGAACCCCUCCAUGACCUUGGGCCAUCAGCAUCCGGCCUGCGUGGCUGUGCAUCGUUGCAAUCAAGUAGAAGUGGAGUCGGUGGGAGACGUGACCUAUGAAACCCACAGGAACUGCUGCUUCGGAGACCUGUGCAACAGCGCCGUGGCAAGCACCGUGGCUCCUGCAUGCAUCUGGGCUGCAGUAGCCACCACCCUGGCCUGGCUCUUGCCGGGACUGUGGAGCGGGUAG